GAAGUUCAGCGAAGUCUUCUCUCGAUUGCGACGACGUAGCAGCACAGCACACGCAAAACAAUAAAAAUCAAGAGACAACGACACAAGUCUCUCUCUCUCUCUCCUCUCUGCACUACUGUCACACACAGGAGUCCUGCUCCAAGACGCGUGACCCCUCGUACAAUGGAGCUACAGCAGUUGUAUCUAUUCCUAUACUACGCGCGCAGAUGACACAAGCGAAGCAUCAUCGGGUAAACGAGCCCGUCGAGACAACGCCAGGACAGCAGAAGUCACCGAAGCGGAGAGUUGCUCGUCUCCUCGAACUGUUGUCGACGUCGACCGUCUCUGUCUACAGCCGCCCACGGAACUGCUGCUCGUUGGUAAAAAAAGUCGCUCUCUUGCUAGUUGCUGUGUAAAAAACACCUUGUUUCGACGCUGGCGCCAUCCGUGAAAAACGGCCGCAAGUGUAUUACAUGUAUAUAUAUAUAUAUAGAUAUACUAUAGGUACACUUGGUGAAGGGCAGGGGAGGGGGUAGGUUUACACAUAUAACGCGAAGCAUGCGGUUACCAGCCAACUCGAAAUUUGUAAACAAAACAAAUGCAGCAGCUGAUGAUGUUCGAGGGAGGUAUAGUGGAGCGACUGUUGUUGUGCGGUGGACUUUUUGUUCGUCGCUGCAGUUUGCCAUAGUUUUUCAUUGUGGCUACAGGGAUGAGUUGGUGCUUCACUAGCUUUCAGUGAAUUGGAUAUACGUAAUUUCUCGCGGUAGCAUAGUAAAGCAAAGAAUCAUUGAAAAUGAUUAAAAUGCCACAUUGGUUGAACAAAACUUCAUUCUCUCCAAAGAAAACACCCACAAGAAAAGCUUCAGUGUCAUUAUCAAGUAAAGAUUUGAGUCCUAAGAGAAUUGAAAAAGAGCUUGGACCCAACAUCGGAGAGAUUCGAAUAUGCUUGGGUGAUCAGCAAGCAGUGUUUGACGGAGGAUUAUGGGUACCAGAAUCUGGCAAAGUUGGUGGAACAUUCAAAGAAAAUGAAAAGUUAAAGAAAGAAGUGAAGAAGUUGGAGGAAGAAAACAACCUGUUAAAAAUAAAAUUUGAACUUUUACUAGAUAUGCUUACGCAGACAACUGCAGAGGCUACUUUGCACAAAGAUGAACUUGAAAGCUUGCGGAGUAAGCUUCACACUGGUAAAAGAGUCGCGACCUGACUCCAUUAAAAUAGUUAAACUUCAAGAAUGUGAUUAUUUCGUUGGAUUUGAAGUAAUUUUAAAAAUAUGUACAAUAUUAUCCUUAGUGAUGUGUACGUUACCCAUUUUGUAUCACAAUUAUUUGAUUAUUGCAAGACUCAAAGCUGGAUUGCUUUUGCUUGUGUUGUAUUUACAUAUUUUCAAUAAAUAAUUAACUUAUUCUUAUAAAAGUUUGAAAAUUCUUCAAAACUAAGACCCACUAGGAAAAUGUGAUCAACAGCACUAGGAUAAAAUUCACGUCAUCUCUUUUCAAUAUACGCAUAUGA
Messenger RNA from Nasonia vitripennis (jewel wasp), 1485 nucleotides. RefSeq names its product protein chibby homolog 1 (gene Cby). The transcript has 4 exons. The record is from RefSeq and is a predicted model, not a curated record. Lineage: Eukaryota; Metazoa; Arthropoda; Insecta; Hymenoptera; Pteromalidae. Bases 773 to 1180 code for a protein of 135 amino acids.